Messenger RNA from Cercopithifilaria johnstoni, 1941 nucleotides. NCBI's taxonomy places the organism in Eukaryota, Metazoa, Nematoda, Chromadorea, Rhabditida, Onchocercidae. The record is from the annotation of a GenBank genome assembly.
AUGGAAGAUGCUUUGUUGCCAGGUCCUUGGGGAAAGAUACCCAGAACGUAUAAAGUAGACAAAGAACGGCAUACCGAAAGCUAUAUUACUGCAGUUCGUGGAAAUAACCCUAAGGACGAAAAAAGGAACCCUAUGAAUGAAAUAAAAGAUGGCUUCCAAAUGCGUCCUUCUGCUCCUCUUCUUGAAGAUGAACCUGCAACAUUGGCGAAACUGAGAGAGAAAUUUAGAUACACAAUUGCAGAAAUGGAGCGUUAUCGAAACGACCCUUUUUGGAAAACUUUGAGAUGGUUGUUAUUCAUCUUGUUUUGGCUAUUAUGGAUUUUGAUGUUCCUGGUUGCCGUUCUUAUUGUCAUACUUACCCCAAGCUGUGCUCCCACAGCUGCGCUAAAUUGGUGGGAGAGUGCCAAUAUUUAUCAGAUUUGGACACCUUCAUUCCAAGAUUCGAAUGGAAGUGGUAUUGGUGAUUUUAUUGGUCUUACCAAUCGUCUUGCAAAUUUGCGGCGUUUGGGUGUCCAAGUUAUAUGGCUCAAUCCCUUUCUACAUUCUGACAAUUUCAAUGAUGCAGUUCGAGAUCACUUUAUGGUUGAUCCAAAAUUGGGUAUAAAUGAUGAUGCUUACAAGCUGAUCGAUGCCGUUCACAGUCAAGAAAUGAAAAUUGUGGUAAGCUUACCAAUAAGCACAACGUCGAAAAAUCACGACUGGUACCGUCGAAGUUCGCAAGCAAGUUUGAAAGAACAUGCUAAUUAUUCGGAUUAUUAUCACUGGCGGGAAGCUGUUGAAGACAGUCCUUUCAUGUCGAAAUACAAAGACUUCUCCUACAUGCAUUACAAAAAUCGACCUGACUGGCCCAUUUUAAAUUGGCAAAGUGGUACUGUUCAGGAAAAUAUGUUUAAAAUAAUGUCUUAUUGGAUAGACAAAGGUAUUGAUGGAUUCUACCUCAGUGGGAUCGAAUAUCUGGCCCGCAUGAAAUAUGGAUCUGUAGCGGACUGGGCACGUAUCAUGGAUAUUCUUCGCGAUAUUAGGAAUCAUGUGGACAAUUACGUAGAAGAAACCCCAGUGACUAGAACCAAGCAAAUUGUAUUAUUCGCUACGCGUGAUAACACGAGGGAAAAUGAGAAGAAGGAAUUGGUUCUGAAUGGAUUGAAUUUAGUCAUCAAUUACGAAUUGGGUAGCAUUGGGAAAGAUAAUCAGAUCUGUCAUCUUACCGAGGGUAAUGUCGCUGGAUGCAUUCAUGAAGUACUUACUGAACUGAUAUCCUUUCACGAAGCAAACAAUAUCUCUGCAAUGUGGGAGUUUGGUAAUCCAGAACUCUCAAGGAUAGCUUCUCGUGUAAAAUCGCCGCAACAAGCUGAGAUGUUAAGUAUGUUGCAACUACUUUUACCUGGCACUAUCAGUAUUUACUACGGUGAUGAGAUUGGUAUGAUGGAUUUACCAACUAAAGAAUUAAUACCGGCCCAAAGAGGUGCUAUGCAAUGGGAUGAUUCUUCCAAUGCUGGAUUUUCAAGUGCUAAUCCAUCAAGCAUCCCAGUUCAUCCUGAAUUUGCAGAUAAUAAUUGGGCUAAGCAAUAUAAUUCUCAGCGCUCACAUCUGAAGACCUUCCAAAAUAUGGCUCGACUUAGAAAAAGAGAUAAGACGCUUCGUUUUGGACGCACCAUUAUUGGACCACUGAUGAAUAGUUCCUUCACGAUUAUCAGAUACAUUAAGGACGAGAACACUCCUACUGCAAACACUUAUUUGGGGGCGUUUAAUUUUGGUAUAGCUGACGCAGCACUGCCAAUCCAGGAAUCAAAUGUUGUGGAAAAUAAGAAAUUGCAUCAGGCAAUGGUAAUUGCAUUUACCAGCAAUGCAAAGCAGUACCACUAUCGUCAGAUGAUCGAUCUCAGCAGUGGUACCAUCACAAUACCACCUGAACAGGGUGUUGUAUUUAAGUUCAAUUUUUGA